Molecule: messenger RNA, 7374 nt
Organism: Lytechinus variegatus (green sea urchin)
Lineage: Eukaryota; Metazoa; Echinodermata; Echinoidea; Temnopleuroida; Toxopneustidae
Gene: map2k7
Product: dual specificity mitogen-activated protein kinase kinase 7-like
Exons: 12
Coding region: 87-1253 (388 amino acids)
Biological process (GO): protein phosphorylation
Molecular function (GO): ATP binding; protein kinase activity
Source: RefSeq, a predicted model, not a curated record
GUGUGUCGAUCGUAUAAUGCCACAAAUUUUCUCGUUCAAGUCCAUAUAACACAUACAUGGAGACCUGUAACUAAGACGAGACAGUCAUGAAUCGUCGAGAGCAGAGAUUUUAUGUGUCGUUUUGCCGGGCUGCUCCAAGAUAUGGCCAGCGGGGACUCCAACCACUUCCUCUUCAAUUAAAUCACAAUGGAGGGUUAUCACCACAUGCAAGACGGGACAAGAAACAUGUACAAAUGCCGCUAUCGUGUGGACCUAUUAACAGAAGUACAAUAGAUGGGCCUGAAAUAGACAGGAAGCUUCAGGAAAUAAUGAAACAGACGGGGCUUUUGACAACAGAAGGCAAGCGCUAUCACAUCAAUGUCGACAGCCUGGAAUCAAUAGGGGAACUUGGGUUUGGAAGCUGUGGUCAUGUGAUUCGCAUGAGACACAAGGAAAGUAAUACAAUACUAGCGGUAAAGCAAAUGAGAAGAUCAGGUAACAAAGAAGAGAACAAGAGAAUUCUAAUGGACUUGGAUGUGGUACUCAAAAGUCACAAUAGCCCUUUUAUUGUGCAAUGCUUAGGGGCUAUAGUAACACCUAGUGAAGUUUGGAUCUGCAUGGAGCAGAUGGCUACCUGCUUAGACAAACUUAUCAAGAAACUCAGAGAACCGGUCCCGGAACAGAUCAUCGGCAAGAUGGUUGUAGCAAUCGUGAAUGCACUGAACUACCUGAAAGAAAAACAUGGUGUAAUGCACAGAGACGUCAAACCAUCAAACAUGCUCCUUGAUGAAAAGGGAGUGGUCAAACUAUGUGACUUUGGUAUCAGUGGCAGACUAGUCGACAGUAAGGCCAGGACGAGGAGUGCCGGAUGUGCAGCAUACAUGGCGCCGGAGCGGAUAGACCCACCCGAUCCAAACAAUCCAGAUUAUGAUGUCAGAGCCGAUGUUUGGAGUUUAGGAAUUUCACUGGUGGAAAUAGCAACAGGGGAAUUCCCUUACAAGAAUUGUACAAAUGACUUUGAGGUACUAGCCAGAGUGUUGUCUGAAGAUCCCCCGAGGCUUCCUAUGAAGAGAGGCUUCUCAGUUGACUUUCACUCUUUCAUUCAGUGCUGUUUGACAAAAGAUUAUAAUAAAAGACCUAAAUACAAGCAACUCAUGGAGCACAGCUUUUUCAAGAGGUACCUGGUAGCCAGGGUGGACGUAGCAUCCUGGUUUGCAUCGGUCAUGCACAAGGUUAGGACGCAAUCAAGCCGGCAGGAUAGGCAUACCCCGUAAUGACCGGCCAAGCUCAGCGUUCACCCAUCACACCUCUGUGACAAAAGUGCAACAAACCCUGCACUCUCUUUGAACUUUUUUAAACCAGCGUCCGUUCACUGUGCGUUUAGCACCGUUCCAAGAACUCUUCAAGAUCCGUGGAUCUCUGCAUGGACGUGGCCGUCACCAUGGCGCUGGAGUAAGGCACUUUUUUCACAGUUCAGGUGCACGUGACCGGCUCUGUUUUACCAUGAGUAUACUUUUUUGACAACCUCGUGCGCGUGCGCUGAGUGGCAUGCUGCAUAACCCGAGGUGGACAAUUCCAUGACGUUGAAUACUUUGUGUUUUUUUGUGUGUUAGCGUCGUCACUGAGACCACUAUACUGGUUUAUGUACUCUGACAAACCUCAUUGAAUGAUUGCAUUGGUAGAAAUCUAGCCAUAUCUCCUAAUUGUACAAAAGAAGAGGAAUAUUAUCACCCCCCUGAAAAGUCAUGACUUGUAAGACAUUUGGAUGCAAAUUCUAGAGAUGAUUUAUAUUUCUGCAUCAUUUUUGUCUCUGUUCCGUAUCCAGUGCUCCUUUUUAAUCAAUCAUUAUGCUUCGUAAUUUAUAUUCUUAAAUUAAGCAUGUGCUCUGUCCGUAACAAUAGACCUAGUGAUAAUCUUGAUAUUUAGCCUGAAGACAUUUCAAUGGAUCUCUUGUAGGUGCAAAUUUUGUGUGUUUUUGUAAAUGAAAAUGUUUUUUCCACUAUUGGCAACACUUUUUAGAUAAAAACGAACUUUUUUCUCCAUUAUUGUUCCUAUCAGACUAGUAAAUUAUAUUCUUUGUACAUGUCUAUUCCAAAGGCAACGUCUGUAAGCAUGUACUGCAUACAACUGCACAAGAUGUGCUCAUUCUUACUAUUUCUCAAGGGGAUAUAUAUAUGUACACCAUAGAUUUAAUGAGCAUACAUUGCCAAGAUCCCAAAUAACUUUUAGUUCUAGUGGUACAAUGAAAUAUCAUUCUUGUGAAGAAACUGAUGUUUUAUGGAACGUUCCAUACAUUAAGAAUGUAUGGAAAUUCAGCUUCUCAUACAUUUAUGAAACCCUUUUAUAAUGCCUUCAGAUCAACAUGACAUUGUACGUAGCAAUCCAUAUCUGAUGUAUGAUUCAUAUACCAUAUUAACCAACAUUUGUCUUCUGGAGGUGAGUGAUUGGAAGUAUCAAUUGGAUAUUUGCUAUUGAUGGAUCAGUUUUAACCAAAGAAAGUCAAGUGCUAGUUUCUGUUACACCAAGCAGUGAUUUUAGGACCUGCAAUUGACAGGCUAUUGGCUCUCAAUUUCUUUCAAAGACCACAGUGUUAAGUGUUGUCAUAUUGCUGUUAAAUUUCUUUUACAUGUUUUCAAAUCAACUGCCCAGGUCCAAAUCUAGUACACUUACAGUACAUUGUAUGAGUGUACAUGUACCCACACACACUACAUAGAACCAAUUGAAUUUUUUUCCUAGUUUAUUUAGAGUCAAAGGAUGUUUGGUAUGCAUUCCAAGUUCACAAAAAAAAUAUUACUACCCCAAAUUCUAAAAAAAAUUAGCAGCCUUUCUGCAAUGCAAUUCAUAGAAAUGAAGAAGAGUUUGUGAUGGAAAAGAAAGUAUGUCCUGAGAUUAGUGAUUUGUGACUAAUAAUAAUAAUCUUUAAUAAAAGUAAAAGCAAAAUUCUGGAUCAUUUACUCACUUAUAAAGCUGUACAGCUUAACUUUUACUUUCUUUUCCUCUCAUUCACCAGAAAGAAUCUUAAUGGGAGGCAGUAGUGGCUUUGCUUGUAUGUCAAGACCAAAAUUUUUAUGAAAAAUUUGCAAAAAUGCAAUUCAAUUACAUCUAUAUUCAUUUUAUUGUCCAUUGUUUGGAAGUUCUUUGCAACAUUAAUCAACAAAGUUAAAUCCAAUGUAACAAAUCCCCUCAGCAGCAUAUUCUCAAUCAAACCAGUCCGAGUCACAUCUUCUUGCGAUUUCAAAUCGCUUUGUUCUAUGUCUCAUACAUUUCAUUAAAAAAAUGAAACUGGAAUCUACUUUUUAGGAGAAGAAAGAGUUGGGAGGUUCCUUUUUCAUCGGAGGGCGAUGGGUGGUCAUUGCCCACAAUGAUAAAGGCUAAUGCUGGUGAAUGACAUCAUCUGUGAUAAAAAAAAACCCUGAAUGGCUUCAAAUUCUCCCACGAGAACCGCACACUUUUAUAUCUUUAAUAGCAUGUUUGCAACAUGUUCUCUAUGUUAUUUGUAUGAGUAGUAUCAACAGUUGCCUCGGGGUGCUGGAAGCUCUUCCCCUGGUGGCAGAUAUUGUAUAACGCUUGUUAGUUUUUUCCGCUUGGCUCAAUUUCCUAUUAGAUUGGUAGAGAAAUGGAUGCACCCAUUAGAGAAAGAGCAAAUUGGAUUAUCUCCUCCGAUUUUUUCCCCCACUGCGGUUUUGGGGAGGUAUUAUAUCAAAAUGAACAAUGCACUUAUUCAUUUUCAAAGAGGGCGUAAUGUUACCACUCGUGGGAGAUUGGUUUUGCCCCUGGCACUGUGCAGGGUAUUGCAUGACUUCCAAAAGAAAUGCAGUGCAUGGGGAAUUCUAAAGUGGGAUCAUGACUUAUUGUACAUUGUCUCAUGUGUAAUGUGUCAGGCCCUGUUUACACUAAUGUCCUGUACUUAUGUUUCCCUGUAUGAAUGUCACGCAAGACAGUGUGAACAUGUCUGCGAUUUUGAAUGGAACUCCUUGCUAAAUUGUCUUACUGCGCAUUUUUAUUCUGCCGUAUCUCCAGUUGUGACUACUCAUGCUUGAGUAGGGUCUGAAGAAUGUUCCAUGUUGGAUCAUCACUUGAUUAGUCGUGCUAAUAUUGCACAAGGCUCCAUUCAUACUUUAAAUCAUUUUUGUUAGCUUCUGAUACAGGUAUAUCUACUUAAUGUUUUACCAACAUUUGAACCAAUUGAACCAAUUACCUACUGGAACCGGGUGGUCCCUUUGCAAAACUUAUUUGAGUCACAGAAGUCAGUAGUCAACAUGCUGUUACAGAAGCCAAUGUCAUUUGAAGCCCAUUUUACACCGACAAAUAAGAACACACUUCUUAAAAGAGAAUCUAAAAAAAAAAAAACCCCUAGAGAGGCACAAGCAAACUUCUCUCUCUUUUUUCGCCCGUUGUUUUUUUUUCAAAUGUAAAGGUUUGAAAUUGAAUACUUAAAUGUAUUCAGACAAUCUCUGGGGGGGUAAUUAAACCCUUAUCAAGGUAUUUUUUUUCUGUCCAUGUUACCAUAAGAAUUUUAACAGUUUUGCAAACCAGCUGCCUACUCACUCUUAAUUUUCCGUAAAAGCAGCUUCACCAGGAUUGAAGACCUUUAUUGCCAACCCAUCAAUAGGUUUUGUUUCCCAGGAAAAUUAGUAACAUGAACUAAAGAGCUUUUCUGAAGAAAAAAAAGUAAAGCUAAAAUCAAGAAAUUCACAAUCAUGGUAUCACAUUUGACUAAGGAUGCCCUAAAACUGGAUCUUUGGAUAAAACUUGUUUUGUUGUUUUUUUGAAUUACAUUUUGUAGAAUAAAAGGUCAGGGAAUCGGGUUGUUUUCAAGUAAUAGUCUGAACUUUGAUACAAAGGCAAAAAAGAUCUCUUUAUCCCUAACUCAGUUUUCUACCCAGAUUGUGUGAAACAAAAACAUUGCUGAUUGCCUCAUAAAUGUAUUUUGGAAUUGCUCCCCUUGUAAUUACUUAGAAAGACACAUUCUCUACUUCAUAGCUAUUUGUGUUUAAAUCUGAAUAAGAUUUAAAAUUAUCUUUAUGUGCUUCUAUUUCUGAUGACCUUUUAUAGAUCAACCUUAACUGAUUGCAAAUAUCGUAAAAUUUAUGUGAUCAAAAAAUUUCGAAGUGCAAAACCAGUUGAAUUUGCAAUUUUUUCUUUGGCAUGUUUAAUCCCUCCAAUGGGUUUUGUAAGACAGCAUAUUGAAUGUCAUAGAGAGCUUAUUGAUUGAGUAUAGAGAAGAGGGUACACUGUUUGAUGUGUUUCUAAUGCAUUGUGAUAAAGAAGAGAAGCUUAUAUGUAGUUCAGAGGGAUUUAUCGACUUUUGAACGCAGAUAUAGGAAGAUCAGAAGAAUAAGUGAUUGCUCUUAAGUAGAGUUGAAUGUAAGCAAUUAGAGAAAAUGACUGCUAUGCCCUACUACACUUUUCCAUUGCAAGUCUCUGCUAUGAAGCUACGUGCAUGGGUUAUUGGUUAUUUCUUGAGGGGAGGGGGGCCUCAUUUUGAUACUUGAAAGUAGAACAAGCACAUGUGAUGUUAAAAAAUGUAAUUUCUGAACAUCUCAUAUUGUGAUAUCCUUGGUAGUAUCAUGUUGGGAAAUCUUGAGCAAUAUUAAGGAACAAAUGUAAAUCACUUUAAACCCGGUUCUUGUAACCACCGCUUCGAUUCCAAUGUUAAUUUAAAAAAAAAUAGAAAUCGUAAAUCAGAAAUAACUGUAUGUAGCUUGCCAGGGAAAUUCCUGCUUUUGAUCUGCCCAUUUGAUGUCUUGUCCGAGUUAUUAAAAGUUUCAAACAGUUACACUCGGUGAUUCCUGGUGGGUGUUUCAUAAAGCUGUUCGUAAGAUACGAAUGACUUUACGCACGACUGGUGAUCCUUUCUUAUGCUAUGUGAUAUCUCUAUGUAAUGGAUUUAUGACCUAAGAACAUGUUCCAGUCGUGCGUGAAGUCGUUCGUAACUUUACGAACAGCUUUAUGAAACACCUACCAGGGUUGGGUAAUUUGUGAUGCCAGCAGUCUGUCUGCUACCUGUGGUAAGUGAUGCCGCAUUUACCGUGGCUGGGAUGGGAUUGCGGGAUCAGUAGGGGCUUAGCGGCAUUGAGAGGUAUACCUGUGAAGCAGAGGCGGCAGCAUCGAGUUUCACCCAGGUGCAUCAUCGAGGGUGUUAGAUGUCGCAGGAGACCUCAUUACCAGCCAUCCAUCUUGUUAAACCUGACUUUAAAGGCUAAUACAGAUGCAUUUGGUUUCUAGCCGGACAGCUUAUUAAUCGUUCCUAUAAGGCAUUGGUGGUUUUUUGUGUGUCUAUGUCAUUAUUAUGCCCUGUUUAACUGAAACAAUUGAUUAUGCAAAGAUUAAUCCAUCAUUUGGAAACCAAUUUUAAAGGUAUCUACAUUUUUGUCAAAAGUGGUUUUGCUUUUUUUUAUUUUGCAUUGGUGGUGCUGCACAUGCGAAGAUUAGGCCUUGUUUGAAAAAGACAGUUACACAGUAAUUCACUUUUGUUUAUACAAUACUUCAGUUCUUAUACAGUUAAGUCUAGUAGUGGCUCAGAUUUUGCUUACCGGUACUUGGCUUUACUGGUAUGUAUGGAAGGAUUAGGCCUUUAAAAAAUAUACACCAAUUAAUUACACAACUUUUUUCUGCCCCUGUUAAGUUCUUACUUGAAGGCUCAUGAAUAUAGUUGCACUGACAUAUUUUUUUUUGUUGGUUGUGUCGAUCUUCUGAAUUUAAGUAUAAUCUCUAUUCAGAUGUCACAGUUUAUCAUACAAUUUUUUUGCAAGAUAAAUUUUCACUUCAGUCAAAGUCAUAUCUGAUAGUAUCCCCUGAUAUGAAUACAUUUCUCUGGUAGAAGAGUUUAAUUGACAGCCAAUUCUAGUGAAUUUUCUUACAUUUUCAACCAAGUUUAUACUACAGUAAUUACAGAGCCCAUCGCUAUCCAUUCAUUAGUGUGUUUAUUUGUUUAAAACAGUACAUAGUUAUAUUUACUAUGUUCACUAUUCCAACAGCUUCUAUUUCCCAAUGACAUUGCUAAUGUAGAAAUAGAUGAAGAGGCGAACAUAUUUAUUUUUUUUUAAUUUAAGCAAACUUUUUCACUUCUUUCAACUUCUAAUCAGGUACCUGGCUUGACACAUAUAAUGUAUUACAUCUUUAAUAUCAACCUUGCCCUUAUCAUCAAUCUUUUCCUUCCUAUCAUAUUACUUCCAAUAUGAGUCAGGUGGAUAAGGGCCAUUCAGUGACCGACAGUCUGUAAUCCCAGUGACAUUUAGACGUAAUCCAAGGAUUAGAAUCCUAGCUUAUCCUACCCUAUUUAGACGGGGAUGGCUUGAUUUACCUCACACCUGCGAAAAUUGGCGACCCGCUUUUAUACGACUAUUGACAUUUGUGAAAAGAAUUCAGGAAUUGAUAUCGCAAGCAUCGAAU